AGAAACAUUGCGUUUCCUCGCGCAAGACACUUGGCUAACCUCGGGCUGGAUGCUCUGAAGAAGAUAAUGCCUUUGAACGAUUUAGCAUUUGUUGCAAGGUACUUUAUCGAUUUAUAAACGUUCACUAGACUCCAGCUCGUUUUGUACAGUAAAGGCAGGUUUAACACAGAACGAAACUAAGCCGCAGUGUCUGAUUGUCGACUAGAUAUUGCUGCUAAAGAGUCAGCGGAAAACCUCGACUCGAGUUUCUGUGAAAUUAGUGGAAAUAAGCUGUUUUUUAGUUCGCUUUCGUUAUCGUUGUGUUGAAAACCUGUCGCCGCCUCGAGCACGCGCUGCGCGCUCCCUUGACUGCCACUGAUUGCGUCAAGCGCUGAAUGGCUUCAUUCAGGGGUGUGUCUUAAUCCGACGUCUAGUUUCACAAUCAGGCCCGGGGGGGGGUCCAGUUACAUACUAUUAUUCAUGUUAUAACAUAAUAUCAGUGUGUAUUACGUGUUUAUAAAAGACUCACUGAGGCAAAGAUACCUUUUAAACUAAUAAUAAUUUAGUUUGGCUGUAAAUGAGACGUGAUUUGUUUUGUAUUAGCACUUCAUGUUACGGCUUCUGACUAGCAAAGACGUCCUUUUUUGUGAUGAACGUACAUUUAGUGUCCAUUUGUGUUUAGAAAUUAGCAAAGCAGAGAAUGUAAAUAAAAUGUCUCCGGUCUGAUUAGCAAUCCUUCAGAUAAAUAACUUCUAACAAGAUCUAUGUAAACGGAUAAACUGCACUGAACUGAGUCGCUCAAAAAGGGAUAGGUUUUUCCAAACAUUUGUGGUAUUUUCAGUAGUAGUUUUUUUUUUUGUUUGUUUACAAGUAAAUAUAAAAACAGCGUAUGGUGUAACGUUUCAGUAGUCUAAUGCUAGUUCCUCAGCUUUACGCUCCACAGCUUUAAACCCUGUUGUUUAUUUUUUUAUUGAGUCAAAAAUUGGUCCUAAAUUCCCCAGCAUCAUUUGCGAAGUGAAGUUGCCUCAUCACUGAGGAUAUAUAAGUAGCUAAAAUGAUAUAGCUAGUACCUCUCUGUCCUUGUGAACGUGAGAUGAAUGUAAUGCUAAAUUCUGACUAUGCGAACGUUACACAUGUCAAACACGCUAAAGGAAUUAGCACUGACUUUUUAAGAGUUUCUGAGUGACCAAAAAUGCUAUAGUGCCUGGCUAAAAAAUAAAUGGUUUGCCUUGAAGUAGUAAUAUAACGCUCAUGAAAAUAUAAGAAAAUUAUAAAAAUGAACAUAAAAUAUAUUAGUCUGGAGGACAACCUGAGGCAAAAUUAUAUAUCUAUAUAUUUUUGCCACGUAGCAUCACAUAUUUAUUUGACAUAUUUUGUCUGAAUAUGAAAAAACACGAAGUGCUUAAUGAUUAGAACACCGCUUUGUGAAAAUUAAAAACUAGUAAAAAGUACACUUUUUUUGUGGAACUGAGGCUGUAGGUUGUAAUAGUGUACACUAUGCACCACUGUCAGUCGGUUUGAGACGCAGCCCCGGAUGAACCGGGAGACCGGCGAGGGGGCGGGUCUGCUCUCUGCCACCCGAGCCCGUUUUGGUGGAUUUUUGGGAAGGUGAGGGAGGGGCGGGGAAACGAGAGAGAGAGAGAGAGAGAGAGAGCUGUUGAAUGGAGACGGUUCUUAGAGUUUAUAACGGAACCAGUGUCCGGUGCAGGUCGACUGGAGCGCGCGCUGGGGCACCGGCAUCAAACAGACGUGAGAAGCUGCGUCUGAAACGGCUCACGAGACUCGUGAUCGCUAAAGCGCGAGAGCUUCGGCUAUUGUUGCUCUUUUGAGACUUUAAUUCUCGGUGCAGAUUUGAAUCGUCGACUGUGAGUUUGUGGCGAGCUGCGGAGAGUUCAGCAUGCGCACCACAUGUAACCUAUGUUAUUCUUAAAUACUGAAAAAUAUACAGAUCUUUUUCCUCCCAUUUGCGUUACCGCGCGCGGAGUUAGUGUUCUCUUUGGUGCACGCGGUGCUUUAAUUCGUUUCAUGCAAUAAAGACUUUUGAGGACACUGGUCACUGGACACUGGAUGCACGUGCGCACGCAUGCAUGAUGAAUCCGGCAAACAGCAGCUGCAUCACCGAGAGCGGUGACGGGACGCCCGAGCCCAAGCACGGGGUUUUGGAGUCAGUGGAGCGCGCUUCCGGUAAGCGACCUCCCUCCUCGGUGGAACAGGGAUGCCAGGUCGGGCACGCGGAGGAGGAGCAGGUGCACGGGGUUGACGCCGCGAGCCCGGCGCAGUUCGUGCCACCGGAGGGAGGUUACGGCUGGCUCGUGGCGUUCGCCGCUACCUGGUGCAACGGCUCGAUUUUUGGUAUCCAGAACUCGUUCGGGAUUCUGCACGUGAUGCUCGCGCAAGAGCAUGAGCACGAGGACCCCAACGACAAGGCGUCCCAGUUUAAAGUAGCAUGGGUCGGUGCCUUGGCUAUGGGGAUGAUCUUCUUCUGCUCCCCUGUGGUCAGCAUGUUCACCGAUCACUUUGGGUGCAGGAAGACGGCAGUGGGCGGAGCCUUCGUCGCCUUCUUGGGACUCCUCAGCAGCUCGUUCGCCACGACGCUGGGACUUCGUUAUUUCACUUACGGCAUGCUGUUUGGCUGCGGCUCAUCUUUCGCAUUCCAGCCAUCGCUGGUCAUCUUGGGGCACUAUUUCCGUCGCCGUCUAGGUCUGGCGAACGGUGUGGUGACGGCAACAAGCAGCCUCUUCACCAUCGCGCUGCCAGUGCUCCUAAAGAAGGUCGUAGGUCCUCUGGGCCUCUCCAGAACCUUCCAGAUCCUCAGCCUCUUCAUGCUGGUUCAGUCACUGCUGGCGUUCUCCUUCCGACCACUGAUUCCUUCAGCUGGGGCAGGCUCCCAGGGGCCUGCCGGAGAUCAGGGAUCCACAGCGGGAACUCGGUGGAGGAGGGGUGUGAUGAAAGUGAAGAAGUAUUUCAACGCCCGUGUGUUCAGGGUGGCUACAUACCGAGUGUGGGCUUUCGGAGUGGCCACAGCUGUUCUGGGAUACAUGGUGCCCUAUAUUCACUUGAUCAACUUUGUGAAGGAGCAGUUUGGGGAGACGCAGAAGGAGUGGGUGCUGCUGGUGUGCAUCGGGGCUUCCUCAGGAGUAGGUCGUCUGCUUUUUGGCAAAGUGGGAGACCUCAUUCCUGGAGUCAAAAAAAUAUACUUGCAGGUGGCCUCGUUCAUGACUCUAGGCCUGAUGUCGAUGAUGAUCCCGCAGUGCCGUGUGCUUGAGGGCCUGAUGGUGGUGUGUGUGUUCAUGGGACUGUGUGAUGGCUGCUUCAUCACCAUAAUGGCCCCCAUUGCUUUUGAGUUGGUAGGGCCCAUGCAGGCCUCGCAAGCCAUUGGUUACCUGCUGGGCCUCAUGGCUGUUCCAAUGACAGCAGGCCCACCAAUUGCAGGCCUUCUUCAUGAUCACUUCAAGGAUUACCACGUGGCUUUUUACCUGGCCGGCGUUCCCCCUCUGGUCGGAGGCAUAGUCCUGUUCUUUGUGCCGUUGGUCUUCAGGCACGCUCAUAGGAAACAAAGCAACACGUGUGACCCGAGCACACACAGCAUGCUGAAGAACUGCAUCAACGGAGACGUGCUGCCCGGAUACACUGACACCGAAACACAACAAGAGCUGCACUGAGGUCAUUCACUUCACCCAAAGUCCAUCAUCUGUGCAUGAGAUCUCUGUCCUCGGCUCAGAAGUCAGCCCCAAACUCCUCACCUCAGUGCCCUUUCCCUUAAAUAGUAAAGAUCUGCGUGGAUUUUUCAUACUCUUUUAUCCCCCUCUUGGACACCACAUGUCCCCAUCCCUCUGCUCGCUGUGGGAUUUUAACAGUCUGGUCCCUGAUGGCUUCUAAGAAGGAGCCGAAGCCUGAAGGAACACCGAUUGACACAUAAGAACAGCGAGCACCGAUCAGUAGGAAACGCUGUUGCCUUUGAAUUGAACUAAAAGGAAGAAUCCUUUACCUUUUUUCCUUUACAUGUGCCCUUUUUUUCAAUCCACUGUGUCCACAGAACAGUUGCCGUUUAACAGAGAUUUAUUAUUUUUUUCUAGCCUGUGAUUUUGUUCUAAUAUUUUUAAGGAAUUAAUGUUCUUUUACUCAUUUCUUGAUCUUUUUUUAUCUACUGUGGAUUCAGAUCUAUUGGUAAAACCAGUGUUAUUAUAUAAUCAUAGAGCAUUGUCGCUGUUCUUCAGCCAAAUUGAUAAUCCUAAUUGAGCUUUAGAAAAAAAUGACUUUAGUUUCUGAGAUUUUAGUAGAAACGUUUUAAUCGAAAACCUUUUCUAAUAGUACAAAGUCUUAAAUUCCAACCAUUUAGCGAACAGUUCUUUCCAAUUCCUACAUGAAUUUCUUUGAUUUUUUAUUUUUUUCUUUAAUCUAGGAAUCUUUAACCUUUGUUGGAAGUGAAGUCCAACUUUUAUGGGUCUAUCAAACAUCACUGGUGUUAAAUAGAAGCUUUUUUAAAUAUUUAUAUAUACUAGCUAUAUAAACUAGCCAACCAUUUUAGCUCACAUAAAACGAACAGGUUUGUCUGAGAAAUUCAGAAUACUUUUUGGUGCAUUUUCCAAUUUAUUUUUUUAUAUUGUUUCUUUACCAUUCUCUAUUUAAAGUGAGAUUCAAAGGAGUGAAAAACAGAUAAGAACUAAAAUUUGAGAAGGUAUUCAGGCUACAAUGUCCAAUUUCUCAGACCAAUCAUUUGGAACGUCUGGGCUUAACAAACCAGAACUAAUUGAGGUCACACCCGACACGUGAAGCGUAGCAUCAGGACCUUAAUCACUUCUAUUUUUCAAUCCAGAGGUGCGUUAAAAUCAUUUCAGGCUCGAGCUUUUGCAUGCGUGAUUUUCCGCAGACCUAUUUCCGCAGGAUCUAUUCUAUGCAGCAACAAAUCUCAUACCAGUGCCAAUAUUUUAGAGCCAGUUAGUCACUCUGUGGCAGUACACUAUGCUGAUAUUUCCUGCUAACUUGCAUUCCUCAAAAACGCCCAUGUUUCUCAUUCAUGGAUUAAGUUAAAAAACAUUCAUAGGAAAAAAACAUCAUUUUCUCAUAAUCUCAUGAUUUUUUUUUUGUUAUAAAAUUUAGACUUGUUUAGACUUCCUUUGCUCAUCUAAUUGUCUUAUUAACUAAUCUAUCAUGCUAGUAGUGUCCGUUUUAGACAUUUUUGCUAUUUCCUCUGUCAGAUAAGAGGCGUUUUCAUUGGCCAUUGCAAACAGGAGCAGUUCAUAUCAUUGGUUGCUUUCCCUCAGACCUUUUAUUUUAUUGCUUGCCGGUUGCUGUGUUAUCACUAUGGAAACACAUUGUAGGAUGCAAAACAAACAGAAUCCAACCCAAACAUACCUCAGUAGCUUCUUCUUAGCUAGAAAACUGCUCUUGGUAACUCAUAGGAAAUGUUGAAAGGUUGAAGUUGGAAUAAAUAAACUAUAGGUCAUUGUAUAUAGAUAUACUGUAAUCAUAGAGGUCAAUCUUGUGUUCCUGAAGCUUUAUGUAAUCAUAUUGCAGCGUCCAUGUUUUGUAGCUUUGACCAAUUCAGAUUGAAGACAAACACAGUAUUGGUAGCAAGCUAGUAGCAAGUUUUUCAUAUUCUUCAUGUCUUUUUAGCAAAGUAUCAUGUUAAUGAAACUAGGACUAUAUCGAUGACUCCCUGCUUUCUGUAUGUCGAACCUCACAGUCUUUUUUUUUAAAGAACAUCUGUUUUUGAGUCAUUUAUCAUUCCUAAGCAUUGGUGAAUUGGAGAUUAGUCCAAUAUCGACCAGUAGAAAUUCUCAGCCUUGGUACAUCCCCAACUUUAAAGACGUAAAACUGCAUUGUCGUGUUAAAAAAAAUAGAUAAUCUUUGAGCAGAAUAGCAGGCAUGUGCUGAUAAUAUGGAAAUGUUUUAACCACAACGAAUUGCAAAUACUAUCUCCUGUUUGUUUUUUCUCCAUUUAUUGUCACAUCGUAGGGCAAAGCCGGUUAAAAUAGGUUAGCUUCACUUAUGUUAUAGUAGCUAUAAACGUCUAUCUCAUUACUAGCUUAUGCAACAUAUGCAACAUGUUACAGAGAAAUUGUAAAGCACAGAGCCUUCUGUCUUCAAGAUUUGUUGAGGGUUCAAUCUCUGACUGUUACGAAAGUGAUUAGAAUCCAUCCAAAUUGCUAAAUACAACAGGAUACUUACAGUAUUUGUUACAAUACUAACAACAGAUUAUACGUAUUCACGUUUAUAUAAGCCGAGGUUUAGAAAUUCGAAGGCAGCACGCGACACAGCAUUCCUCUGAGGAUUAAACUAUAUUUCCGAGCCUUAAAGGGAUUGAGACGAUAGUGCCGAUUAAAAAUAAAACGCUGAAGUUUAUUUUAAAUCAGAAAAUUGCGUAAUAUUGGAAAACAGUUAUAGUUAUUGUGAUAUUUUAUAUCGGCCAAACCUGGUAGGAACAAGACACGCAUACCUCAAAAAACGUACCUGUUAACGAUACACACUGUUAAUUUUACAGCUGCAGUUUAAGCCUCAAUACAAUCAUCUCUCUCUCUCUCUCUCUCUCUCUCUCUCUCUCCCUUUUUUGUAUUGCUCUCAGCACUAAUUACCCUUUAAUUAAUCAUACUUUUUUUAAACCACUAACAGCCUUUUCAGAUUCAGAGCCUUUUGUGUGUGUGUGUGUGUGUGAGUGUGUCCCAAACUGUAGUGUCUCUCUCCAGACCUCAGGGAUUCUAUUUUCAGAAAGCUUUUCAUGUCCAAACGUCCUCACAUCAGUUUUGAGACAUUUCUCCCGCAUGCGUUAUGGUACAGCAGAUGUGUAAAGACUUCAGCUAAAUGGAAAAAAAAAACAAAAAAUACAAAAUUUCCCAGAUUAUUUUCUCAGUCCAUAAAACCCAAGGUAGUCAAUCAAUCAUGUUUGGCUUCUGUAUAUCUGAUUCAUUUAUUUUAAUGCAGAGGUAUUCCAUUAAUUAGACAAUUUAUGAAAUAUAAUAAUAAUAAUAAUAAUAAUAAUAAUAAUAAUAAUAAUAAUAAUAAUAAUAAUAAUAAUAAAUUAAAAUUAAUAAAUAAAUAAAAAACAGUAGUAAAAAAAAAAUGGAAAGGACAAAUCCGGCUUGUUUUUGAAAGAUUUUUUAAAAUCUUUUCUGCCAUUAAAUCAGUUUCAGUUUUUUCGUUUAGAGUCUCUAUAAAUGCUUGGUGAUCUGGGAAAACCCUUCGGAUGUCAUCGUGGCUGAAUUCUGACAAAAGUUAGACAGAAUAUUGAGUUUUGACAAAAAAAUUACCAAAAUUUUUUUUUUUUUUUGCACCUCGAUUUUCAACAAACCAUAAACUUCAUUUAAUUCACCCCUAAAGAUUCUAAUUCAUUUUCUUAACUUGCCUAGAUACAAGAAAAGACUAGUUUUUGUGACUCAAAGCAGGUAUAACACUAGAAAUUUUAUGAAAGUUUUGAUCGUAUUUAAUUUGUUAUAUGUUCAUUUUUUUACAUGCUAGUUCCAGUUAAUUAAUUAAAUGAUCAUUUUUGGGGGUAAUCUUGAACUAGUAAUGAUAGAAAGAGAGAUAUUUCAGUUCAGGAAACCCUGUCCGAUUUCUGAGAUAUAUAUUUAAUCAAAAUGUUGACAAUUUCAGCAUGUGCAGGGUUUUCCCACACCACCACACUUCCCUCUCUCUCGCUCUUUUUUUUUUAGCGUGAAUAGAUCACACAUUUUGUCUUUGCAAAUUAAUUUGUUUUUCUUUCUAUGUUAGUGGAUAUUUAGGCAUUAUCAGUUACAAUCAACACAGUAUUUACUGUCAAGGAUGCUCUUACAUCUACCCCAUGUACCUUAAUAUAGUUCAUUCUGUUCAGUAUUUUUAUUAAAAUUAAUUUCUGUAUUCUUAUUAAUCUUGACAUCCGUUCAUCUGUUCUGUUUCGUUUUGUUGUAAUUUGACAUUCACAAGAAUCUAAUAUUACCUCAGUUACCUCAUGUCUGCAUUUUUGGCCUUCCUGUUUCUGACCAAUCAGUUCCAAGCUUUACAAUUAUGCAGAUUUUAUUUCCUCGAAUCUUCUUCUAGUGAGCGAAUACUAGAUUUGCUCUUUUUAUUAUGUUGCAUUUGUAAAUAGCUUAAAAAAUCGGAUUUGCCUGGUAAAGUUGAGUAUCACGGAUAUUUUUUUUUUUUUUUACAAAUCUGCCCUUUCGAUUAUUAGCUAGUUUAUUGAUUUAAUUUUUGGUUGAUUCGAUUUAUAUUUACACUGAUUUGAUUAACCUCAUAGUAGCAUUGUACUGUUUUUUUUUUUGUGCAGUUGAUGUGUAUAUAAAUAAUACAUUUUAUUUUCUUGUAAUUUUGUAUGUAUAGAUAUAUAUUUGCUAAGGCUUUACAUUAGGAUUUCUUCUCAUGAACAAAAUCUGAACUUCAGCAAAAAUAAAGCACAAGUAUUAUUAACAAAGUAAGUUGUAUUCAUUCGUGUCUUUGCUUUACGCAGACGUUUGUUUAGAAAUUCACUGAAAUUGUGCGUUUAAUUUUUUCUGUUUUGCUUGGAAUUUUUGCCAGCAGUGUUGGCAGCUCUGUGUUUAUUAAAAUGCUUAUAUUCUUCGGCUUCAUUUUAUGAGCAUCGGUUAACAUAGGUGUUGAUCCCUUAGCUUAUUUUCUGUUUGUUUUUUAAUGUUAUCAAAGGUGUAUUAAUGCUGAAGUUCAGGAUUUGCUUCGUGUCAGUUAAGGAAAUCUUAAUAUAAAGCGUCAUGAUAUAUUUGGAUCACUUUUAUGCAAUUUAGCUACAACACAGUGUCUUGGCUUUUGUAAUGGAAAUGUAGGAGGCACAAUUUGGCCGGGGAAGGAAGAUAAAAUCAGUGUGAUGUUUCAUCCUGUGGAUCGUGAGGGGGUGUGUCCUGAGCCUGUAUGCAGAUGAGCUCUGAUUGGGGCGUGCCUUUGGAAGGCUGUAAUUGCAGAUGUGGGCGUGUUUUUGUGUCCUAAUAUGGAGAUUUUUCCCUUUUUUGUUUUCAAUUUAGACAAAACUGACUUACAUUUCUGAGAAAUUGUUAUGUUAGAAAUCACCGCUAAUGCUAGUUAACUGACUUGUAUGAGCUAGCUUGAAGUGAGCACUAUUUCUGCCUACUCAGAAAUAUAUUCAACGUCAUAUAUAUGCUUAAGGACACGCCCACCCGUUCCACUCAAAGACCCAAUUGACGUUUCCUUAUCCGACAUGCUGUAAACCGUCAUAUAUGGUGAUCAUCCUGGGAAUUAAUCGCAUUGUUCCACCCUGGCCUUUAAAAAUGUUUCUGUUUAAACUUUUAUAGGAAGUAUUAUCUUAGCACCUUGAGAGUUUGUGUGGUGUUUUAGGCGAUAUUUUAGGAGACACGCGUUACCUACAGCUGCGUACUGCCUUCUAAAAUGUCGCCUUUAACAAUUAAUCUUCAAUAUCACCUUAAUGUUUUUUUUUUCCUUCAUGUGUAAACAACAAUGAAUUAAAAGGACUAAAGUUAUGCUGCUAGCUUUCUGUCAUUUAGUUUUCAUGUGAAUAGUUUGCGUCUCUAGUGCACCUAAUUGUUUUUUUUUUGUUUGUUUGUUUAUUUGAUAUUAAACAGGCAUUAAAUGCCACAA
Hemibagrus wyckioides is the source of this 9516-nucleotide messenger RNA. RefSeq names its product solute carrier family 16 member 2 (gene slc16a2). Bases 2067 to 3641 code for a protein of 524 amino acids. Lineage: Eukaryota; Metazoa; Chordata; Actinopteri; Siluriformes; Bagridae. Gene Ontology annotation, biological process: transmembrane transport. The transcript has 7 exons. The record is from RefSeq and is a predicted model, not a curated record. Gene Ontology annotation, molecular function: monocarboxylic acid transmembrane transporter activity; thyroid hormone transmembrane transporter activity.